AUGGGAAAAGGUGAUGGCAAGUGGGGCAAGAAAGGCGACGGGCUUGUCGGGCCGGGUGGCCCUGGAGUGGGCCCCGGCGCAGCUGCCUGGAAGGGGCUUGCGAAAUGGGGUGGCAAGGGCGACAAAAGCGAGAAGGGUAAUUGGAUUUCUCAGCCCGAGGAUGGGCCGGAGUUGAAAAGGCCACGGAUGGAUGCCAUGGGUCCUGAAUUCUCCCUGAAAGGCAGGGAUGGAGGGAAGGGCCUGGGCAAAGGCUUGGCUCCAGGCCUAACCAAGGGCCACAUGGUGCCACCAGGCCUCAUGCCCAUGGGCCCACCAGACGCCAAGGGUGGCAAAGGCCUAGCUGGUCCUGGUGGGUUCGUGCUACCACAGGCGCCCCCGUUGCAGACGGGCUUGCUCCCGCCUGGGCACACAGCACCUGCCAUGGCCUUGAAUAUGGCCAAGUCGGCGGCUGUGGGCGCCGGGCCACCGGGGAAGCUUGUUCUCCUAGCCCCUGCCACGAAGCACAUCACGCCGGUCUCCAGCAAAACGGCAUCCACCAACAACAAGAAGAUUGCCAUGGAGUUUGUGCACGCUUCCAAGGACGUCCAAGCGCAAAUGCUUAAGGACCCCACCGUGGCCAGAGCCAUUCUCCAAACUCUCGCCGAGUCGCCGGGCACGGCGCCGGGCAUGGCAGUGCUCGGAAGUGGGCCGUUGCCUCCGCCACCGCCUGCCUCCAUGAUGCCGCCGGGACAGGCCAUGAUGUCACCAUUAGCGCAAGCAUCUGCUCCGGCCUGGACUGGCGUAAUCACGCUAGCCCGGAACAUGGCAAAGAAGACUCCGUUCAGGGCAGCGCUGAUCCAGGGCAAGGUGGCAGAUGUGGAGGUUGUGUUGCGAUCAGCAGCAGCUAAUUCCAGUGUUGCUGACAUCACUCACCGCGUCCCCUUCGACGAAGUAGCGAAGAAGGUUGCAAGCGGUUCUAUCCUUUCUCUCGUACCGAAUAGCAUCAUGGAGCAGGCAAGCUUCGAUGAGUACAACAAGUACUUCCGUGCGAAGAGUAGGGCAGGAGUGGCCAGACUCGAUGGUUCAUUGGCCUUGUAUGUCAUGCCCUGCGGCGAGGACAUUCUGGCUCUCAAGGACUCUCUCUAUGCACUGGGACCUCACAUUCCCAGAGCUGGAUGUCUCAUAGGCUUAAUCGCCCCCGGCACUGCUGCUGUCAAUGCGGCACCAGCCACGGCUGCCCCAGUGGGCACAGCCACAGCCAGUAAACCGCCGAAGCAGGACGAUCAAUCAGCAACUGGGGUUUUCGGCUCCAGAGUAGGUAUCAAGUCCGCCGGUGAUCACAGCGUCUGGAAUGCAGCCGUUGCCGUUGCACGAAUCCUCGCAAGCCUGAUUCUCAGGGAUGCAUCUUUCAUGUUGGUUUACCUUGCCAUCGGGAAGGGGUGCUAUGGCUUCUCUGUCGACACGGCGCUGGUCAGUCACCUUUGGAGCUACGAGGGUUUUGCUGAGGACACUCGUGUGGUGGUAGAAGGUUCCCAUGGCUUCUUGGCAGUGUCUUCGGGACGAAGCAUUCAUAUUCUGGACGCCAACUCGCCGGCCAAGCCACGUGUUUCCUGGCCAGACGCCCACCAGGACACGAUCUACUCUAUGCAUUUCAGCUACGAGACGGGUCUCAUCUUCAGCUCUGGCAAGGACUGCUGCAUCAAGUCUUGGGAGAUCGAUGGUGAAGAACUCUCCCUGCAUGGCUCCUGCCCGGAUGCGCACAGGGACUUUGUCGUGGCCCUGCAGUUUCACUCCAGCAGCAGGCUUCUCAUCUCUGCAGGGCUAGAUGGUCUCGUUCGCGCAUGGCGCAUCGCAAGCACGGGUGCGUUCGCACUGCUUGCUACAUCUGCCGAUGCCCAUCCGGAGGGUAUAACGGCUCUGUGUACAAACAUGGCCCAGAACGUGAUGGUUAGCUCUGGCAGGGAUGGGAACCUUCGGCUGUGGAGCUAUAGACCUGGUCGGCUUCGUCUUAUCGAUAGCGAGGUGGACGUGCAUGCAGGCUGGGCAAGAUGCCUGGAAUUCGAUGAAGCGUCUGGCCUUGUGGUUACCGCUGGGGAUGAUGGAGCCAUCAAAGCGUUCGGCUUCAAGGAUGGCAAGUUCAGCUGCUGCAUCAGUGUCGCCAAUGCGCAUGAUGCUGGUAUCCUUGGACUGCAAUUCUGUGCCAAGACGAUGUGCUUGCUGAGUGCUGAUGAGAAUGGCGCUAUCAAGAUGUGGGAGCUGUCUGCUGGAGCCGGCGAGCUUGUGCUCAAGGCCAGCAUCGACAAGGCUCACGAUGGAGGUGCAGUGUCGCACAUGCAGUUUUGCUCGCAGCGUAAGUUGCUCCUGAGUGCUGGUUCAGACAAUUGCCUGCGGGCAUGGCUCUGGCAUCCGGAUGGUCUACAAGCUGUGGCCUCCGCAGUAGCGGAAGGUGGAGGCAUCCUGGCACUUCAGCUUGAUGCUUCGGCUGGAAUCGGCUAUUCCGCAGACGUCGAUGGCGGAAUCAGCGCAUGGAAGAUUGAGAUCGGAGCUGGAAGUCUGAAGCGAAUUACAAAGAAGGCCAAUGCUCACAGUGGCCGGAUUCUGGCUUUCAACUUCGACGCUGCUUCAAAGUUGCUGCUCACGGCAGGUGUGGACAAGGCCGUCUGUAUGUGGCAGUUGGAUGCAAGCGAAAGGAUCGUCAGGGUUUGCCGAUCAAGCCAGGUACUCCAAACUGGCAUCCUAGCCCUGGCGUAUGAUGCCGUGACAGGAAUUGUUAUUGCGGCGGGAAUGUCCAGCGAGAUCAAUGCUUGGCGCCACAGUGGGGACUCCCUGAAGCCGCUGCCUUUGGACAGGGAGCCCGAUCAGGGCGAGGGCCUCCUAGUCUUGCGUUUCGAUGCGGCCUCCAAGGUGGUGCUGGGCGGAGGCAUGGACGGUUCAGUCCGCGCCUGGCAUUUGGAUCUCGCCGCCCUGGAGCGGGUGGGUCAGCCGGUCCGGGCACACCAGGGUUGGGUCCGCGCACUCCACUACGACGCGGACAACGAGGUGCUGGUCAGCUGUGGCGAUGACGGCCAUGUGAAGGCUUGGAGGCGUCAGGGGCUGGCUUUGGCUGAAACGGGCACGGCACUGCACGCCCAUCCGGAUGGCGUGCGAGGCGUCUUGGUCAACGGCCGGCGGCAGCUAGUGUUGAGCUGCGGCGACAACGGCAUGGUCAAGGCAUUUCAGCAAGAGGAGUGGGGGCUCGAAGCCUGCCCCGAUGGUUUACACGAGCAUGGUUCGCCUGUCUUCAAUCUCCAAUACUUCGUGAAGCCGCGGCUGCUCAUGAGUUGUGGUAUGGAUGGAGGCAUAAGGGCGUGGCAGACAGAUCCGGCCACCGGGCGCUUGCGACUGCUAGCGCAGGAGACAGACAACAAGCAGCCGACGCUGGCGAUGAAGUUCGAGCCAAAGAACGGAACGCUUUUCACGUCUGGCCUCGAUGGUUCCAUUCAUGCUUGGAGGCUGGACAAAAGCCGUAUCUCGCCCAUCACAACCGUGGCAGAGGCUCACGAAGGCUCCAUUCGCACGAUGUACCUGGACCGGCGUGCCGGUCUGCUGCACACAGCCGGGGAAGACGGGGCCCUGCGGGCCUGGCAGCUCAAGGGAGACGACCUACAUCGGGUCGCUGAGUUCCAGGAAGCAGAGCCAAGCGGCUUUCAGGUGAUCGCGGUUCACAGUGGAACGAGGCGCCUCGUGGCAGCGAGCGCAGAUCGUGGGCUCAGCGUGUGGCAGCUUCAAGGUAACACCUACCGGCUAUUGUUCAAGGUCGAGGAUGCACAUGUGAACGUGAUCAAUUGCCUUCAGUUCGACGGCGAGAUGGACACUGUUUUCACUGGCUGCCACUCCAUCCGAGUGUGGAAGAUCGCGGGCUCCUUGAAGCAACUCCUGAACUUGACGGAGCCCUUCGGAAAGUCGACAUCCAUCACUGCCAUUCGGUAUCGCCCAACUGGAGGCCUGCUGUUCGGCUGUGGCUCCACAGGCUCGAUCUCCGUCUGGCACUACUCCGAGCCCGAGCUCGUCUUACUCUUGAGUGUCCAGAGCGCGCACAGCCGCGGCAUAGUCUCCAUCGUGCUUUGCCCAGAGCAUGGGCUCCUUUUCACAGGGGGCAACGACAAGGUGUUGAAAAGCUGGCACCUCCGAGGCGGUCUCAAAGCCAAGGGACUAGCCAUGGAGUCCGGGACAAAGCGGCCCUUUUCGGCAUGCCCUGCCCCAUUGGCCUAA
Messenger RNA from Symbiodinium sp. CCMP2592, 4230 nucleotides. Lineage: Eukaryota; Dinophyceae; Suessiales; Symbiodiniaceae. The record is from the annotation of a GenBank genome assembly.